Molecule: messenger RNA, 1100 nt
Organism: Lepus europaeus (European hare)
Lineage: Eukaryota; Metazoa; Chordata; Mammalia; Lagomorpha; Leporidae
Gene: GCG
Product: glucagon
Exons: 6
Coding region: 85-627 (180 amino acids)
Biological process (GO): negative regulation of apoptotic process; adenylate cyclase-modulating G protein-coupled receptor signaling pathway; positive regulation of insulin secretion involved in cellular response to glucose stimulus
Cellular component (GO): extracellular region
Molecular function (GO): glucagon receptor binding; hormone activity
Source: RefSeq, a predicted model, not a curated record
ACAGAGUACAUCCAGUGUCCACAGAGGGCUUGCUCUCUCUCCACCUGCUCUGUUCCACACGCCAGUAUUCAGAAGGCAGCAAAAAUGAAGAGCAUUUACAUUGUGGCCGGAUUGUUUGUAAUGCUGGUACAAGGCAGCUGGCAACGCUCUCUUCAAGACACAGAGGAGAAAUCCAGAUCCUUCCCAGCUUCCCAGACAGACCUGCUUGGUGACGCCGACCAGAUGACCGAAGACAAGCGCCAUUCACAGGGCACGUUCACCAGUGACUACAGCAAGUACCUGGACUCCAGACGUGCCCAGGAUUUUGUGCAGUGGUUGAUGAACACCAAGAGGAACAGGAAUAACAUUGCCAAACGCCACGAUGAAUUUGAGAGACAUGCUGAAGGGACCUUUACCAGUGAUGUAAGCUCUUAUCUGGAAGGCCAAGCUGCCAAGGAAUUCAUUGCUUGGCUGGUGAAAGGCCGAGGAAGGCGAGAUUUCCCAGAAGAAGUGACCAUUGUUGAAGAGCUACGCCGUAGACAUGCUGAUGGCUCCUUCUCAGAUGAGAUGAACACAGUUCUUGAUAGUCUGGCCACGAGGGACUUUAUAAACUGGUUGCUCCAGACCAAAAUCUCUGACAGGAAGUAAGUCUGUGACUAGUCAAGAUCAUCUGUACAACAACACCUGCCAGCUACUUGGAAUGUUUGAAAUUUUAAGUUUUAUAAAUUUAAGAGGUGUAUUCUGAAGCCAUAUUGCAUUGCAUGCCAAUAAAUAAAUUUUCCUUUAGCACUAUGUAGCCAAAAGAUAGGAAAUGGAAUAAACCAUUCUCAGAAUAUUACUACGACAUCAGCUUUUAAAUCUAAAACUGCUUUAUUCUCCUUUAUUUUGUUUUGCAUAUUCCAACCUGUUAACAGUUAGUAAUUAAAUUAUUUUUCUAUGACAUAAUUUGUAGAUGUAAAUUAUUCCAAUCAUAAUGUGUCUGCUUUCUAAUAGCAGAGAGGAAGAACUGAUAGCCACAGUGGAAAAACUGGAAAGAGAACCUCCUUCUUGAAACCUUUGAAAUAAAAAUGCUCAGCUUUCAAUAUAUCAAAGAUAAAUUCAAAUAAAGUUUUCAAGCUUCU